AUGAGGCACUCGUCUCACCCCACUCACGUCCUUUUCCUGGGCUUUCAGGACUUUGCUUUCUUCAUUGUCUUGCUGAUUAUUCUGCUGGCUGAGCUGAUUUUGCUCAUUCUUUUCUUCGUCUACUCUGAUAAGGUCAGUGAGAAUGCAAAGCAGGACCUGAAAGACGGUCUUGCUCUCUACAACACAGACAACAACAUUGGGCUGAGAAAUGCCUGGAAUAUCAUCCAAGCUGAGUGGAAGUGUUGUGGCGUAACUGGUUACACAGAUUGGCACGAGGCUCUGAAAGAAAAGGUGGUGCCUGACCGCUGCUGUCAAGAGCAUUAUCAGGAGUGUGGCCGCAACUCCACCAACAUGUUCUGGACACGGGGCUGCUAUGAGAAGGUUGAAGAGUGGCUUGAAGAUAAUAAGCACCUACUCGGAACCAUCGGCAUGUGUAUCUUGGUAGUUCAGCUCCUGGGAAUGGCCUUUUCCAUGACACUGUUCCAUCAGAUUCACAGAAGCGGGAAGAAGUAUGAUGCUUAACAAGGCCGUUUCUCAAGGGAGGAGCAGUGGUGCAUUAUGGGACAGACUCUGGAGGACAGCUCCUCCUCUUGUAUCUAACUUUCACCACUGGCCAAUCCCUCUUCCCAUUAAUUCCCCAGCUUAUACCUUACCAUCCUGUGGUAGACUUCAGCCAUGGUCUGUCUCUUUUCCACUCUUUCUCCCCCAUCUGCUCAUCUGCCAAAGAGACCCAGGGACAGAGAGGAACGAGAGGACCGACUCUUGGCCAGAAUCCUCCCCAUGAGGCCUCUUGACUUUCUUCAUCUCCUCUAGAACCUUUAUUUUACGCUUGAACUAACUAACAUUUGCAGGAAGGAGAAUAAUGACAAAAAACUGUGUGGCUUUACUAAUACGUAAAUCCUUCCACCCAACAUAUAGAUGAGGCGAGAAGACAUCAGACUGGAAACCUUCAGGGUGGAUGAAUUUGAAAAGCAUCGCUCAUCAUCACCUCCAUCUACAGUGUAAAUGACAAACAGCUCCAUUUUAGCAUGAUGUGGUUUUGUACGAGACAGAAAACUUGUCAUUUCGGCUCAAGACUUUUUUUUGUUUGUUUUUAUAAGUGACUUUGCCCCAACCCCAUAAUUGUCAUUUUUGUGCACCUAAGGAUUGGAAGAAACCGGUACAAAAAAUUUAGCGAGGCAUCACCAGGAAUUUGAGUUUGUCUGUGUGUGUUGGAAAUAAGCCUUUUCUUAUGUUUAAAGGUUUGUGAUUUGAGGACGCAUCGAAACGUGUCGAGAGUUUCACUCUGAUGAGAACCAUCACAAUCUAAUGUCAGUAUAAUACAUCAAACAGGGACUGUCUGAUUAGCCAGCCAUCCACGUUCAUGCAAAAACAUCCUCUUUGUUAACCACUAAAAGGUCAUUUUAACCAGACUUCUACUGAAACUCUAUGGCAUAGACAAUGAAGCAAAGUUUUUAUAGAAGAAAAAGUGUAAGGUUACAAAAGUUGGUAAACUAGACGUGUAUAAAAGGCAGAGCUUUGUGAGUUUGACCAUUUCCCCAUGUUUUGCUCAUUGAAUCCAAGUCUGUACCCAAAAAAAAAAAAGUUGAGAAAGAGCCUAAAGAUACAGAUUCCACCUAGUUCAUGUUUGCACAUUUCUUCUGGGAUAGUAAAGUUUAUGUUUUCGGAAGACUUGAAGAGUAAAAUUUAUUUACUCACCUUCAUGUCGAAUCUGUAGGACUUGCUUUCUUCCAUUGACACAAAAGAAAAUCGUUUGAAGAAUGUGGCUCUAUGCUAUACAACAAAAGCAGACUUGAUGCUUACAAACUCUAAAAAGGAGGGGGAAAAUACUGCAAUAAUAUGGCAUAUGACUUAGACUGGUGCUCUACAGUUUUUCAAGUUUUCUUCACUUCAAAACAUACUUGCUGAGGAAAUGACUCUCAUUUGUGCAUAUGCAUAUUCAAACUCGGUGUAUGUUACAUACUUGUUGAGUGUCUUACUUUUAAUAUGUAAAUGUGCUGAGCUGCAAGACGGUUUAAACGUGGUAAUUUUAUAGAACUUUAUGAUUAAUGGGCGUUCUAAUUUUGCAAAAAUGUUCUGACCUUUCUGACAAGUUCUGUGGGCACAUAUUACAUGUGGGCCAGAUAAUGACUUAAAUUGGUGGUCUGCUGUCCUUUUGUGUCCUUCGGAAGAAAAUCACAGGGAACAGAGUGACAUGAGGGGACAGAAAUUGCCUUCAACUAUUUCUUUAAAGUAUCCCUAGCACACCUCAGCUUUAUAGCCUGUGCUGUUUUUCUGUCUCUCUCGGCUCUUUUCUGUCUCCAUCUGUCUUUUAGUUUCAAGCAUCAGGCUGGAACGGUUACAUUCCUGCUGUAUGGGGUGAUAACGCUUCUGUAUCACACCCUGAAGGGACUUGCUUCAAAGCAAAUGCAUCUUGACGAGGAAGUUUUGAAGUGAGAGUGUGUUCACCAGCAGACAGUUUGUAGGGGUUUAAAAUCACUGAGCAAUAGAUGAGGCGUGAUGAUGGCUGAGAGACAACCAGAGUGGGGUCAUCUGAUGGUCUCCUAUCCAGACUGUCACUGAGACUAUGUGCCGUCCCUUAAGAGCUCGGCGUGUGCGCGUUGUUAAUGUGUGACCGAGAGGGACGUAAUAGAGCACUUGAGAUGGAGAGAGAAAUAACACCACCUCUCAUCCCAUCAAACACUCACUGACACUCAAACACUAUUUUAGAAAAAUUGCUUUAUAUUAAGAAACAGUUGGGACCAGAAGCGACAGCUACUUCUAACGUUCAUUCUGUGUUGAAAUGGAGGGGAAUGAGAGCUUCUGCUCUGGGUGAGUGUAGGAACUCUGUCACUGAGUGAACAGUGCUGCUAUAAGAGCCACCUGUGGUUAUUACGAUAGUGGAAAAAGUAAAAGACUGAGAAACUGCAGACUCAAUUCACUCACACUCUGCCUGCAAGCAUUUAAAGUCAACAUGAAGCCAAAAUUGACCCCAUUUACUUUUUUUUUUAUAUAUAUAUAAAAUAACCCCAGUUUAGGUUACUAUAUUAGGUUAUGCUGCCAUUCUUACAUUUUACCAAUAGAAAAAGCGUUCAUUUAAUGUUGGUUAACUUCUAAAUGUUACAAAUAAUAAUAGAUUUGAAAAAGGUGCAUUACUGUUGGUGUACAUUCUGUCCAAACCUACAUUUGAUUUAAUCAAUGAACAUAUUGUUUUACUCAUAAAUGUGUCACAUUAUAGAUGUAAAAUGGGUUGUCAAGGGUGUUUCACAUUGGCUUUAAGGGAUUUGUGUUAUGAGGCAUUUGUAUCAGGAGGACUGGAAUCUACAGCAUUUUUCAAUCAAUUCCGCAUGUUCACCAUCGCUAGCAAACAGAAACAAUUUUGCAUAUUAGAAAAUUUUCUUGCAUUAUUACCAUCAUAAAUGAAAAUGUUUUUCUGUGUUACGCCUGGUGGUCUGGCUUCAAACCCAUUUUUGCUUCAAGAACACCAUGGAGUUAGUCAAUACUAGCUCUGAUUAGGUUUGCACUGAUGCGCUCCAUCUGCUCAGUGUCUUUAACCCCGCCGCACUACACUUCAAUGAUGUGUCCCGACCCUCUUAUCUGACUGAUUUACAAACUUUGGCCGCAAAAUUGCAUCCUGUGAACUAAUCCCAUGUGUAAGCUUUCCAAGGUUAGGAAUUGUUUAAGAGUUUGGAAAGUUUUUUUUGGUCCUUGUUCCAAUGUUUUAAAUUUUUGAAAGAUGUCCUUAAACCCAUGUCUCACUGUUAUUCUUCUUUUUUUUUUUUUUUUAAGUAUAUACAAUACCCAUUUUUCCUUUAUAUUUUUCCACUGUUAUAGGCUACAUUGUGUAUUUAAAUCUGAAAUAGUCAGAUGUUGAGUUGUUAGUGUUGAAUGACACGGUAUCAUGUUGAACAACCAACAAGAGUUUGGCAUUAGCAAUUUUAAUUUUUACUGCUAUUCUUUUUUUAUGUUUUGCAAUGCAUUUGUUUCAGGCUUAAUGCACGUAAACAUUUCACUACGAAUCAUCUCAUAAACCGUUGCAAAUGUGUAUGACAUCUGAGGCAUAUCUGUUUAAUAUGCAACGAAGAUAUUGCUUUUUGCUAACUGUCUAAAUAUGUCUGUCAAGUAUCUAAAGGUGCAAGAGAAUCUCAGUGCUUGAUACUCCAACACAAGUGUUGUAAUGUCAUUUUUUAGUUGUUAUUUUUUGUACAAUGUUCAUUGUAUGUUGUAAUUUGUUUUGUAUCAUAUAUUUUGUCACGUAUUGAUUUUAAGGGUGUGCUAAGCAUAGAUAAGAUUUUGCAUUAUAAAACAUUUUUUCUUUCAUUUCCUAAUCUCAGAUUAGAAUUAAUUUAUGUUGGAUUUUCAUCUGUGGAUACUAUCAUGAAGCACAUGCAAAUUAAUAAUCACAUUAUAGUUUGUAGCAAUUGUAAAGUAAAAGUUCAUUAUUAAUUGGCCAAAUACUAAUGAAUUUUUCAGAAAGGUAUGGUCCCUAUAUUUCUAUCAUAUUGAAGAUGGCCCAGAAACAUUGUCUCCAGCUUGCACACCCAUGCCAUCUGAUUGUAUAUUUUGG
Molecule: messenger RNA, 4546 nt
Organism: Sinocyclocheilus rhinocerous
Lineage: Eukaryota; Metazoa; Chordata; Actinopteri; Cypriniformes; Cyprinidae
Product: tetraspanin-9-like
Exons: 6
Coding region: 1-522 (173 amino acids)
Cellular component (GO): plasma membrane
Source: RefSeq, a predicted model, not a curated record